AUGGGACUUAAGAGAAAGCCCCCGACCAGCUUACUCGACCUCCUCGAGGGUCAACCGGGGAAGGGUGCGCAGGGAACACCACAGUCCAGUGUUCCAUCUCCACCACCUCAGCCCCAAACCAUCCAGACUAGGUCAUCCUCCACCAAGUCGCAGCCACAAUCUCCCCGCCCCAAACUUCCUGCUCCUCCUCAAUCAGCUCUGCCUCCUCGGCCGGAGCCCACUGACUCAAAGAGAAAGAGGAGUCCCAAGGGGAAGGAACCCAUGGACGGGGGAAAAUCCCAAUCCUCUCAGGAGAGGGAUGAAUCCUUGCGAGUUCAGAAACAGUUAAAGAUUGGGCACCAGAGCAAAGGGAAAGGGACCGAGGCCCAAUCCGCCCAAGGCAAGGGGAAAGGGACCGAAGCCCAAUCCGCGCCGAGUGCUUGGCUUCCCGCCCCCAUGCUCCACGGGGGGCCAUUGCUGGAAACCGCAUCCAUGAGGGACCUUAGAGAUGGCGAGGGCGGUUAUGUGGCCGACGCGCUAGGGAGAACCAUGCUGCUUCCCACAGAUGUGGAUGAGUUGAAGAACAUGAGGAUGCAGGAGAUUUUCCUCAGUACGAAGAGGUACUUGGGUAUGAGUAAGGCCGCCGAGAAUGAACGCACCAAACGCAUAGACGCCGCGUGGACCCUCAAAGCUUUCGAGGACGACCUCGCAAAGGCUAAGGAGGCCUUAAAGGAGGCUAUUCGAGAGAGGGAUAGCGCCUCGGCGGGUUUAAAUGGCGCCCAAAAACAAGCCGAGGAACAGACAAAACGUCUACUCGAAGCCGAGGAUCAGUUGCAAAUAGCCAAGGAACAGAUCAGUGAUUUGAAGAAAAGACUGAUCAUGGCAGAGAAUGCUAAAGGCGUGGCGGAGUAUGCCCGGGACGAAGCCGUGAGGGCCAAGCAGGAGGUUAAGUUUGCCAGAAACGAGGCCGAAGCUGCUAGGGACAAAGCCGAGGAGGAGGGUUACGAGACAGGGGUGGCUGAAACCCAGGCCUCCCUUAAAGCUCAAAUUCCUGGAGUAUGUAGACUGAUGAUGUCACAAAUAAUCCAAGUCCAUAACUCGUCCAUAUGUCUCGUCCAACGACAGAAACAACAAUAG
This is a messenger RNA of Quercus robur (English oak), 1116 nucleotides long. RefSeq lists its product as uncharacterized. The coding region runs from base 1 to 1116 and encodes 371 amino acids. Lineage: Eukaryota; Viridiplantae; Streptophyta; Magnoliopsida; Fagales; Fagaceae. The record is from RefSeq and is a predicted model, not a curated record. The transcript has 2 exons.